AGCCUCCUCGGCAGUGGCCCUGGAGCUGCGACAGCUUUCAAAAUCAAGUUAUAAUUCAAUGUCCAACUGCGCUCUUGAUUUGAGUGCAAACAUCGGGCACAUCUUCAUGGUUUGAAAGAUGAUACCAGCUUUAUCGUCGCACAGCUACCCCGCGUUGCUAUUCCGUCCCUCGACGAGGCUGCACUGCCACUGUGACCGCGGUCCCGCCCGCUUAAACUUGCCGUCUGUGCUUUGCUUGUUACGAACUUUUGGUGCUCGAAGGUCGACGCAAUACACUCCAAUCUCGAACGCACGCCCUCCCUCCUAGACUUCCACGGACCUGUAGCUGCUAAUAUAACACGUUACUUCAGGUCAUCAGACUGUAAUACCUCCACCUUGACGAGCCCAUAUCUCGCGUCCACAGGCAUUUGCCUGCCAUCAUCAACAUGAGCGGCAAAGCAGGCGCAUAUGGCACCUCGGGCGGCGGCGACACCGAUUUCAGGAAAACAUGGGACCGCGACGAGAUGGCCAAGAAGGCCAAAGAGCGCGAAGAACGGGAGCGUGAAGAGGCAAAAGAACGCUAUGAAGCCAAAGCUGCUGGCAAGACGUACAGACGGCGCGCAUCGACGCCAGAAGACCUUCGGCAGACCGAAGCCCGAUCUGAGCGCAUAGACUGGAGCAAGAUGGUCGGCAAGCAGACACUCACAUCCGCAGCCGCGGCUGUGGGCAAGCGAGGGCGAGGCGCAGGUGCUUACUGUCAGGCUUGCGACCUUACGUUCAAGGACAACAUCCAGUAUAUUGAGCACUUGAACAGCAAACAGCACUUGGUUGCGACAGGGCAGUCUGGAGAAGUACGGCGCGCUACACUGGAGGAAGUGCGCGAUCGUCUGAGAUAUCUAAAGAGGAAGAGGGAUGAGGCAGCCAAGGACGAGGUCAUUGAUAUUGAUUCACGACUAGCUACGAACAGGGAGAGAAUGGAGCAGGAGGCCGAAGAGCGCAGGCGGAAACGUAACGAAAAGCGGCGAGCGAAGAACAAGGGCGACAGUAAUGCCAUGGAAUGGAAGGUUGAGGGAGACGGCGUGAUUGCUUGAACCCUCAUUUGAGGAGCCACUACUACAACAGGUCGGUAAAUCGGGAGUAUGAUUGUCCCGGGAUGUGGUCUGGGAUCACUAGGCGACGUGUAAGCAUAACCUCAUUGGGACCAGAGACCAGAGUCUGGUUAAAGCUGUGGACACGAUUAGCUUAGGAUGGGGAGAUGGGCAGGCCUCUUACUGUACACGGGCGAAACAGGACGGACCUCGGCGCUAGUAAUACCCCACUGCAUGAAGCAUGCGAUCUCCAAGUAUCUGAUGCAAUACAUUGAUUUCUAAGCUAAUCCCCAGGAAGCUUAUUUAUCU
This is a messenger RNA of Boeremia exigua, 1376 nucleotides long. RefSeq lists its product as uncharacterized. The coding region runs from base 426 to 1070 and encodes 214 amino acids. Lineage: Eukaryota; Fungi; Ascomycota; Dothideomycetes; Pleosporales; Didymellaceae. Gene Ontology annotation, molecular function: nucleic acid binding; zinc ion binding. The transcript has a single exon. Gene Ontology annotation, biological process: mRNA splicing, via spliceosome. Gene Ontology annotation, cellular component: U4/U6 x U5 tri-snRNP complex; spliceosomal complex. The record is from RefSeq and is a predicted model, not a curated record.